Saprolegnia diclina VS20 is the source of this 1617-nucleotide messenger RNA. RefSeq lists its product as hypothetical. Gene Ontology annotation, biological process: activation of GTPase activity; nucleocytoplasmic transport. Gene Ontology annotation, molecular function: GTPase activator activity; small GTPase binding. The record is from RefSeq and is a predicted model, not a curated record. Lineage: Eukaryota; Oomycota; Saprolegniomycetes; Saprolegniales; Saprolegniaceae. Bases 16 to 1575 code for a protein of 519 amino acids. Gene Ontology annotation, cellular component: perinuclear region of cytoplasm; nucleus; cytosol. The transcript has a single exon.
UUCGAUUUGCCACCGAUGGCCGAGCGUCUCUCGCUGGAGCUCCUCGAGCUCAUCGCGUCCAGCGUGGCCGAUCAGAAGACGAUGGCAGCGCUGCUUGACGCGCUACCACUCAGCCUCCUCUCGCCAGCCCUCGUCGGUGUGCGGCGCCUGCUCGCGCUGCAGCCAGCCGGCGACGUGUGGCCAACGCUUGGCGCGACCGCUCAAAUGCGAGACAGACCCACGCUCGCUGCGCUGCAUACGUGCAUUUCGCUCUACCCAAUGGUGCGCGUCUACGACUUGUCCCUGGCGCUACCUUUGUGCCCGACAACGCGGGUCGAGCUCGUCCAGAUAGCCACGCCACAGGCCCUCGACGCAGCACUCGACCUGUGGCACGCCGCCAUCUCAAGCCUUCACGUGUCAGUAUGGGAGAAGCGUUUGGAAGGUCGAUGGUCUUCGCUCGACACUGCGAGGCUGGCCAGUGCGCUGCCCCACCUACCUCAUUUGCGCGAACUGCACUUGUCCUGGGGCGACCGCACUGACGGCCUCGACGCCGUCCUCGACGCGAUCGUUGCCGCCAAGAUUACCUCGCUCGAGAUCAACAUGGGUCGCGACGUUAUGUACUGGAGCGCGCACCGCGUCGAUCGGCUGCUCAUGUGGCUAGAGACCCGUCCCGUGCGCGACGUGCACCUGACGCGUGUGUCCUUGGCGCCGACGCUACAUGGCGAGGUUGUGCAAGCCCUCAACGCGUGCAAUCACCUUCGCUCGCUUCGCCUUCACGACCACCUCCUUGUGCACAGCAUUUUGUCGAGUCGGGCGGCGUGGCCAGCGGUGCUCACGUCGCUCACGGCGGUCGUUCAUUUGACGGGCGACGACACCGGUCGCCUCGCUGACGCCUCGACCUUGCAGCGCCUGGAGCUCACUGCGGACGAAUACACGGCUUUGGGUGGCGCAGCGGUGCUCGAGGCAGCGGCAAAGCUGCCAUCCCUUCGGUAUUUCAAGCUCGAUUGCCGUGUCCGCGCCACGACGCCCAUGCCACCGAGUGCACACCUCGAUCUCAUGGCACUCGUACCCCGCCUCGUCGACUUGUGUUUGGUCAACACCCAGCUCGGUGACGAGGGUCUUCUGGCACUGGCAUCGGCGCUACCACGGUGCACGCGGCUGCAGCGCCUUGUCCUCGUCCAGCAAGGCUGCACGGACGUUGGCGCGGCGGCGCUAGCAGCUCACUUGCCACCCGCGCUUGAGACGCUCGACCUCAGCAACAAUGCCAUCGGCUGCGACGGCGCGUCGGCGCUGGCAAGUGCGAUUCGGGCGCACUUGAAGGUGCUGCGCCUCGGGUUCAACCGCAUUGGGCUUCGUGGCGCAAUCGCGUUCAGCCAGGUUCUGCGUACGACCGCGCACAUGACGUGGCUCGGCUUGCAGGUCAACCCGAUCGGCGCAGACGGUGUCCUCGCCCUCGUCACCGCCCUUGCGCAGUGCGACACCCGCGCGGGCCCCGUCUUUUUGCAAGGUACACUUGCGAAGGACAAGCGCGAGAAGGACGCGUGUAUGCAGGCUGUGGCCAAUCUGCCAGAGCCAAAAUGGUGUUGUUUGACUUAGGCGAAUGAGUAAUGCUUUACCAGUGCAAUUUUGUAUCGCCCA